AUGUGUCCAGCAGAUUCAACUAUCAACCUCCUCAACUCCAACCUUACACCAUCCAAACCUUCAGACAACCCUCCCUCACCAAUCCCAACUAACCCAACUAGCAAUAGCAACAAAGCCGAUCCCUUGCCUCAAGUAAUACCACCUACAGAUUCUGAGGAAUCCUUGACCAGCUUGCUUGACCGUUUCCUGGAGCUCACACCUCACAAUCAAUCAGCAGCCUCUCAUUGCGAAGAGGUAGCAGCCGCUACUGCCUCCAUCAACAGUUUGUCCCCACUAUCUAAUGUACCGUCUGCCCCUUACCUGUCCCAUGCGCUAGAUUCUCCAACAAAUCAAUCUCUCAGCUUCCCCCUCUCCACUGCCCCUCAACCGCAACCUUGA
Molecule: messenger RNA, 378 nt
Organism: Puccinia triticina
Lineage: Eukaryota; Fungi; Basidiomycota; Pucciniomycetes; Pucciniales; Pucciniaceae
Exons: 1
Coding region: 1-378 (125 amino acids)
Source: RefSeq, a predicted model, not a curated record